AUGAGUUCAAUUGAUUUAGAUGACGAUCUUAUUUUUUUUAAUAUAGAUUCAUUAGAUGAUGAUGAUGAUGAUGACGAUGAAUAUUAUUCACGUACAAAAUCUGAUUUAUUAACAAAUGAUUGUACAUCAGUUGAUCGAAUUCAGUCAACAUCAACUAUGAUAUCAAAUAAUAACAAAAUGUCAGAUAUAACUGAUUUACUUGAUUCAACAGAAUUUAAUGAUAAACAAGAAAAUAUUGAUUUAAUAUCAACAAAUGUUGUAGAUUAUUUACAUACACAUAAUUUACAAAAUGAUCGAGAUAAUUAUGAAAAACAUCGAUGGGAAACUGAAGAAAAUUAUUUAAAAUAUGGUUCAAAGCAAUUAUCACCAAGUGAUUAUUUAACUCGUACAUCACUUUAUAAUCGUCCUGUUGCUUUUGAAAAAGAUUCACGUUUAUGGGCACGAAGUUUAUUAGAUAAUUUUAAAAAAUCCAAUCAAAAUUUUAAAUCAAAAUCAUCAUCAUCUGCUAAUAUGACUUAUUAUUUACCAGUUAUUAAAAAAUCUUCAUCAUUUGAUCGUCAUGUUCAAUAUAUUGAACAUUUAAAUGAAUGUAAUGAUUAUCCAGCAUAUUUAGAAUAUUUACGAGAAAAUCGUUCACAAUUAUUUUAUACACUUACAGAUUCAAUUGAUAUUAUUGAUGGAUUAAUUGGAACAGUUGUUUAA
Molecule: messenger RNA, 702 nt
Organism: Rotaria sordida
Lineage: Eukaryota; Metazoa; Rotifera; Eurotatoria; Philodinida; Philodinidae
Source: the annotation of a GenBank genome assembly